AUAGCUCCGAGCUUCGCCAUUGGCUCGGGACUUCCCAGAAACCCCACUGCGUCAGUUCGACGCAACUUCGCCGCGACGAGACGAAUCGUCAAUUAAACCUCCGUCAUCACCUCACCCGCGGUCAAUUGGGCAGCCCUAGCCACGAUGUCGUACCUCACGCGAACACUAGGCAAUCUUCGCAAGAUUGGCUUCAAGGAAUUCUGGCAUCAACUCAACUACAUUGGUGACACCAAGGCCGGCGUGCUGGUCGGCGUCGACAAGUUCGGCAACAAGUUCUACGAGAACAACGAGGAGCUCCCGCUGCGAACAAGAUGGGUCGACUAUGCAAAGCACGACCAUGACGCUGGCCACAUCGAACCUCUGUGGCACAUGUGGAUUUCCUACGGCGUCGACACGCCGCCCAGCCAGGAUCCUCUCGCUGUAUCGAACCGCAGCUGGGCGUCCCCUCACCACAUUCCCAACCACACGCAGACAAGGGGAGCCUACAAGCCGUAUAAUACAACGAAGCCCAAGAUCCAGGCGUGGGAGCCGGUUGCCGCUGCGAGGCAAUGAGAUACUGCGGAGCACGCAUCCAAGUGGCCCUGUACAUAUGCGAUAGUCACAAAUAGACUUGCUGCUUUUUACUCGCCCA
Lasiosphaeria miniovina is the source of this 631-nucleotide messenger RNA. Its product is annotated as NADH ubiquinone oxidoreductase subunit NDUFA12-domain-containing protein. Gene Ontology annotation, cellular component: membrane. Gene Ontology annotation, biological process: mitochondrial respiratory chain complex I assembly; response to oxidative stress. The coding region runs from base 145 to 552 and encodes 135 amino acids. The record is from RefSeq and is a predicted model, not a curated record. Lineage: Eukaryota; Fungi; Ascomycota; Sordariomycetes; Sordariales; Lasiosphaeriaceae. The transcript has 7 exons.